This is a messenger RNA of Rattus rattus (black rat), 1953 nucleotides long. It is a transcript of the gene Lyl1, whose product is annotated as LYL1 basic helix-loop-helix family member. Gene Ontology annotation, biological process: regulation of transcription by RNA polymerase II. The transcript has 4 exons. Gene Ontology annotation, molecular function: RNA polymerase II cis-regulatory region sequence-specific DNA binding; DNA-binding transcription factor activity, RNA polymerase II-specific; protein dimerization activity. The coding region runs from base 707 to 1543 and encodes 278 amino acids. Lineage: Eukaryota; Metazoa; Chordata; Mammalia; Rodentia; Muridae. The record is from RefSeq and is a predicted model, not a curated record.
GUGUGUGUGUGGAGGGGAGGGGUGCAGCCCACAGGGGGAUGUGUAAAAAGAGGAACUAGGCUGAGGCCCAUGGGUCAUGCGGCCUCAGAGGACCGGAAAGGGGCCCCUUCCACCCCAUCAGCAUAGGGGGUGGGGUUCAAAGCCAGACCAACCUCAGAGGACACCAGAGGCAGCCUUGUCUCCUUCCCCCUUUGCAUGCCUUUGGCGCUGGGCUCUUGAGGGCUGGGGUCUUCCAGUGCCUGGGGGAGCAGAAAGGGUGACUGGCCGAGGUGGACCAGGAGGUGCGCGCUCCGUGAUCCCUGCCCGCUGGUUUCCUCCCGGGUCAGCACCGCUUCUUAUCAGCUGCGGCCAGGCAGCCAGACCCUUAUCUGCACAGGCCCAGCAUCCUCUGGCCUCUGCGCCAGGGGGUAAGAGGGAGGAAGCCAGGCUGUCGGGGGCGGGGGAAAGGGCGGGUCGGUCCAGGAGCAGCUCACUUUCUCUUGGAGGUAUCCACCACGACGCCUGACGCCUCCGAGGCUACUCAGGCCUCCUGAGCCCGGGAGGUGGCGCAGCCCAGCUCUGAGGCCCAACGGGACCACCUGGGGCACACUGGCCGAAUUGGACAGUGGAAACGGCCUCCUGACCUGGAUUGACACACCUGACCACACAGCCAGUACCUCCAAGCUGUGGGAACUGCUACAGGGUUAGCAUUCUAUUCUUGGAGUCCAUGUGCCCACCCCAGGCCCAGGCAGAGGUGGGUUCCGCCAUGACUGAGAAGACAGAGAUGGUGUGCACCUCCAGCCCAGCACCUGCUCCUCCCUCUAAGCCGGCUUCACCUGGACCCCUUCCUGCAGAGGAGUUGGACCACAGAAACACGUGCAACCCCUGGUUGCCUCCAGGUGUGCCAGUGAUAAACCUGGGCCACACCAGGCCCACAGGGGCAGCCAUGCCCACCACAGAGCUCAGUGCCUUUCGGCCUUCCUUGCUGCAGCUGGCUGCCUUGGGUACAGCUCCACCCACCUUGGCCCUGCACUACCACCCUCACCCCUUCCUCAACAGUGUCUACAUUGGGCCAGCAGGACCCUUCAGCAUCUUCCCUAACAGCCGACUGAAGCGCAGACCAAGCCAUGGUGAGCUGGACUUGGUUGACGGGCACCAACCCCAGAAGGUGGCUCGGCGAGUGUUCACCAACAGCCGCGAGCGCUGGCGGCAGCAGCACGUUAACGGCGCCUUCGCGGAGCUCAGGAAGCUGCUGCCCACCCACCCGCCCGACCGGAAGCUGAGCAAGAACGAGGUGCUGCGCCUGGCCAUGAAGUACAUCGGCUUCCUGGUGCGGCUGCUGCGAGACCAAGCGGCUGUGCUGGCCUCCGGCCCCAGCGCGCCCGGGUCCCGCAAGCCACCUGCACACCGGGGCGUGGAGGGCAACGCACGCUGCGGGGCCGGACACAGAGUAGAGGCUGCCCGCUCGCAGCCCGUGCUUCCAGGGGACUGCGAUGGCGACCCAAAUGGGUCAGUGCGACCCAUCAAGAUGGAGCAGACGGCCCUGAGUCCUGAGGUGCGGUGACCCAAGGCAGCGGCGCCUCAGCUGCUGCUCAGUGAACUCCUUGUAAAAGGGUCUCAGAUCGCCCAGAUGAGGAAACUUUCUGUAGCUUUGGGAGGGUGACUGGGCGACGCCAGGGGCCCCCCAGACUUUUAAGAAAAAUUUCCCAGAGCCUACUUGAAGUGGCUUUGCCAGUGUCCUCUUGCCAGGGCCGAGACCAGAGAAUCAACAAGGCCAAGUAGCCAUGGGAUCCCAGAAGUCCUGAGGGAGGUAGAGAAAGGUCUGGAAGCCUUCGCACUCCUCACCGGCGCCCCCUGCUGGAGGCGAGAAGACCCUAGCCAAGUGUGUGCAGGACCUACCCCGUGAAGCCCAACUGGUUGUGCUUGAUCCAUGAUCCUGUUAACCGCGGCAAGAAAGACGCAGACACUCUUGCA